This is a messenger RNA of Trichoderma asperellum CBS 433.97, 1179 nucleotides long. Lineage: Eukaryota; Fungi; Ascomycota; Sordariomycetes; Hypocreales; Hypocreaceae. The record is from RefSeq and is a predicted model, not a curated record.
AUGGUCAAGGUCAACUCCAUCGUCUCUCUGCUGGCACUGGGCUCCAGUGCCCUCGCUAUCGAGCGCCAGCCUCGUCCUGAUCUGGUCGAGGAGUUUAUAACUUGCACUACCGAGUUGGCGCCCAAGAGCAACCACCAUGUCCCGACGUACUGGCACUCCAAGACAAGAACCCUGACCUACACCGAGAGGGUUACGAUUACUCCUCACCCGAUCAUCACGCCGACUAAGACGAAGACGAAGACCGUUACCAAUAUCAUUGAGACGACAACUACUGAGCCCCCUUAUACAGACGUUGCUACCACCACGAUUACAAGCACCUCUUAUGCUACUACAACAAACGUUGUCACUCAGACCGAUACCUCAACAAUCUCUACCACAAUUACAACUACACCAACCACCACCAUCCCUGCUCCCGCAGACUUCACUCCUAUCUCUCAAGAGCAGGGCUUCGUCGCCAAAGCCAAGGUCCGCAGCGCCAAGAACGUCCUCGAGAGAAGCAAGGAGGUCUUGCAAUGCAAGAAGGACCCCCACGGCGGCCACUCUUUCUAUCCUCCUCUGUACCCUCAGUUUGUCACCUGCAACAAGCUCAUUGAGCCCGUUUUUAUCAAGCGCGUCACAUAUACCGCCAAGGCUUGCACCAAGACUGCCCCUCCCAAGACCAAGACGGUCACAACCACCGUCAAGAAGACUCACACCGAUACGAUUUGGCCAUGUGAAGUUACCAGCACGGCAACAUCCUCUACGUCGACUGUUGUCACCUCAACAGUUGAUUCCACUAUUACUACCACCGUGACGUCCACAAAUGUGGUUUCUGCUACGGCUCCCCAACAGACACUGCAGGCAGUCUGUGGCCCGGAAAACCUCAUUAGCUCUGCAAAUGGUGGUGAAAUUAUUAGCCUCGUUGAAACCAACUACCCUGGCAAUUUCGCAUAUGUCGCUGGUGUCACGGACUCCUACGAUUGCUGCUUAAGCUGUUUCAAUACUCCGGGCUGCCGAGGUUCUUUCUUCGCUGGCACCCAGUGCACUCAGAUCGUCAGCGUUGAUGGUGUGUGCCAUGCAAACCAGUUCAGUCAGGAUGCAUUCUUGACGUCGCCAAAGGGGCCCAACAGCGUAGUUACUACAAUUAGCAAUGGCCCAUGUGGUCUGAUUAAAAACCUGGGUGACGCUUCUACUGCCUAA